Molecule: messenger RNA, 3829 nt
Organism: Carica papaya (papaya)
Lineage: Eukaryota; Viridiplantae; Streptophyta; Magnoliopsida; Brassicales; Caricaceae
Gene: TZP
Product: zinc knuckle (CCHC-type) family protein
Molecular function (GO): zinc ion binding; DNA binding
Source: RefSeq, a predicted model, not a curated record
UCUGAACCUCAUAUCUCCAGAAUCUUUAGGAAAGGCACAGACAGCUUCCGUGUACUCCUUCCAAACAAAACGCAUGGCAAUGGCUGCCAUUCUUUAACUCCCUCUCACCUCUUUGUCUCUCUCAGCAACUGUGUUAUCUUGUUUUCCUACUGUACUUGCUAUAAUAGUCUUUCGAGUACUUUUAGUCUAUCAAAAGAGUUUCCGUGGAGGAUCCAAAAGACAAAAGUGUUGCUGGCUAGAUGGUGCAUCUGACCAAAGAUGAACGUGGAUAAAGACAACCUGGAACCACACACAGAUUUAGGACUCACUGUCAAUUAUUCCAAUCACUGCAUCCAGAGAAGAUUGAACAACCAUUUAGGUGCAGGUGCAAAUGCAGGUUCAAGUAGAGGCAUGACAUUUGUGACUACUGAUCCCUUAUCUGAACUAGUUUGGUCACCACAAAAAGGCCCAAGUCUCAAAUGUGCCGAUUGCAGCUUUAGUGAUAAAAAAUCCUCUCUCUUGUGGGAUGCGGGGCCAAGCAAUGUGGUUUUUUCAUCAGCACCACCAAUGAUUUCAGCUGUGAGGUGUAGUAAUGACAAACUUAUGAAUGAGAAUAAUAAUAUGAUUAAAUCCCAUAUGGGAUUUUAUGUGAAAAGUGAUGUUGGUGAUAGACAUACUUCGGCUAGGUGUCCAACAAAUAAUGCAGCCAUCAAACCGGUUAGUGGACCAAGUCCCGAACAGAAGACAGGAACUGGUGGUCAUAUGGAGGAGACAAGCACUAUUUUGCAAUUAUCUGUUCAACAUGCUAACAAAAAUGAUGAUCUAUCAAGACCUAAAGGGGAGGUUACAUGUGAUCUAAACACUAUUCAAGCGGAUGAAGCAGCUGAGGCGAUAGAAGACAACUUGAAAAAUUUCCUAGAUGUUCUAAGACCUAACGUGGCUCAGACUGAACCCUUAUUUGAGAAUCCAGCUGGUGGAUAUUGUGAUGCUAACAGUGAGAAUCAGACGUCAAAAAUUGAAAUCAAUUUGAUGUCUGAUAUCCAUGCUAAGAACAAAACUGAAGCAUGUGAUGACGCUUUGAAGAGUCAAACUGUGCCACCCAAAAGACGUGAAGAACCAGCCUCAUUUACGGAAGGAGAGAAUGACAGGAAGAUAAAGUCAACUGAUUCAUCAAACAUCAGGUGUAUGGAAAAGUUGGAGUCAACUGCUGAGAAUGAUUUACAAAUUCAUAUUGGUGAAAAUGGAUGUGAUGCUGCAAGUAAGAGUGUGGCAACAGAAUUUGCUCAUGAAGGUAAAAGAUGUUCCCAACAGGAGAAGGCGAGAUUUCGGGAGAAACUUGCUUCAGGUAAAUAUUCUGCUAAAAAUAGUGGGAUCCAAAAAUAUGAAAGGAAAGGCAAGGAGAAGGCUUUGUCCGAUGGAAACCUGAGUAUGAUGUCAAAAGAGGCUGAUGAUAGCUAUGAGAGUGUUGAAAGCUGUAAUGGCACUGGUUUAUUUUCAACAGGCAAGAGAAGAUGGAACUUUGAGCAACAGAUGAUUGCAGGGAGCAAAAGAGCCAAAAUGCAGAUCCGGGAAACUCUUGAAUCAACAUCAUUUGUAAAACAAGAUAGCUCUUUUGUCAACUGGAUAGGAAACAUGAUGAAGGGUUUCUUGAAAUUGAAAGAAGAUGAGGCACCUUCAGUAUCUCUUACACUUGCAUAUCCUACAAAUGGAGGUCCUGAUCAUGAUACUAUUGCAACCACUAGAAACAAAAAUCCUGGAUGCAGAACUGUUGGUUUUCAAUCUAUUUUUCAGUCAAUAUAUUGCCCACAGAGAAGGAUUCAAGAUGUUACAACAUCAAAUGACAAAUGUCAUAAGGAAGUUGAGCUGCCUAACGACAUAUUUAACCCUAAUCCAGUAAAUUGUCAUGGGAACUUUACCAAACAGUUUACCAUAUCAGAUGAAAGGAACACUGAGUCUACAUUUGGAAAUGGUGUACUUUUGGAAACUCAGCCUAAGAUUUCAUCUGUAAAUUUUGCUGCCAGUCAGAGAACAAGAAUACCAACUCUUCAGAGACAAAUGGUUGUGCAAUUUGCACAAUAGAAGGGGAAAGAGGGAACCAGUUCCUCUUCCUCUCUUGGUAAAUAUAAGUUGAAUAUUGCCGAGAAUAUUGAUUCUGAACCCCUUUCUGAAGGGGAGUCUGGUCAAAACUUUGGCAACGGAAGUGACCAUCUGGGAAGCUUGUGGAUAGCUCGUCUUGCUCCGAAAACUUCUGGCUUCUCUCUAAACCUGAAUCAGCAGAACCGAAGUACAGAUGUAGAUCUUGAGUACUCUGCUGAUUGUGCAAAACUUCCUCACUCCCCUCAAUACCAUGUUAGUUCUCCCAGUGAGGCAAAAAUUGUGGAAGCUAGGCAGCAUUCUCUUGACGACCAAAAGAUUGCCAUAGGUAAUGACUUGCCAAAAUGUGCUGGUGAAACUGAAUGUAAAAUCACUUGCAACAGUGCCAAAGACCACAAUGAUCAUAAGUCGACUUACAAUAUGAACCCAAUCUUGUCCUCACCAAUUGAAAACUCAGAGGCAAUGGCUUCUCUAUUUGCAAGAAGACUGGAUACACUAAGGCACAUCAUGCCAUCAGAUCUAGUUGAAAAUACAGCUUCUGCAACUGUCAGCUGUUUCUUUUGUGGCAGAAAGGGUCACCAUUUACGAGAUUGUCCAGAGAUGACUGAUGAAGAUCUUGAAGAUCUUUUACGGACAGUUAAUAAAUAUAAUGGCACUGAAGAAUUCUCUUCUUUCUGUGUCAGAUGUUUUCGGCUUAAUCAUUGGGCAGUCACAUGCCCAAAUGCAUCAUCAAAAGGAAAUCGUCAAAGAGAAUGUGGUGCAUCUUUGGCGGGUGAAUUUAGUCCAAGCAGUGGGAAGCAUAAUUCAAGAAUUGAAGAAAAUCCAAAGUUUUUGAAUGGGAAUGACAGCCAAUUUCAGGUUGCUGAAGUCCACUCACUUCUUGAUAGGAAUGAUUCUGGAAUAAGAGCCAGUCUUAAACUGAAUUCAACAGAGAAACUUGUAGCUUCCAGCUCUGGGAAAAACAAAUUGAGAGGAAAUGAGAUCGUGCCCCUGUCUAAAUACAUCACUAGGGAGAGUUCAGAUGUACCAAAGGGAAUCUUUGAUGCAGUGAGGAUGCUGAGAUUGUCACGUACAGACAUCCUCAAGUGGAUGAAUUCACAAAUGGCAGGAUCACAUCUUGAUGGUUGUUUCCUGCGCCUGAGGGUGGGGAAGUGGGAAAAGGGCCUCGGAGGAACUGGAUACUAUGUGGCUUGCAUAACUGAGGCACAGAGGCAGAGUUCACCCCAGAGCUCCAAAAACUCUAUUUUUGUUGUAGUGAGAGGGAUAAGAUGUUUGGUUGAGAGUCAGUAUAUCUCCAAUCAUGAUUUCCUGGAGGAUGAGCUGAAUGCGUGGUGGUUUACAAUCGAAAAGAAUGGGGGCACGAUUCCAAUGGAAGAAGUGUUAAGAUUGAAGGUAAAGGAGAGGAGAACAUUAGGCUUUUAGGUAAGUAUACCCAAAUUUCAAAGAUGCAACUGUGAAUUAAUCUAUUGUAGAAUUUUGUAUGUAGAAUUUUGGUUUCCUUCUCUUGUGAAUGUGAGGAAGAAAUUUUAGAGGUCAAGGUGUCCAUUACAAAAAAUUUUUAUGCCUAAACUGUGUGUUUGUGAGAACAUAUCAUCAAGAUGUGUAUGUUAAUGAGCCUGGAUUUCUCUGUAAACAGGACAGACACAAGUACAAUCUGUAUAUUGGUGUCGUCUGUUAUGUUGAUAAAAAAUUCUGAAUUGUAUUAUUUAUACAUUGAAAUGUUAUCUUAGCAUAAAUUUGUUCGGUUGAAAGUUCA